AUGUCGGAGAUUCUGGAAGAUUAUAAAAAGAGAAAAUUAGAUUGGAAAAUAAAGUUUAAUUCUGAACCUCCUCUCAGUUAUGUAAGGCGACAUGUGGACUUAUUGAAAGAGAUUUUGUUUUGUGUGGAGAUUCCUUGGCCUUUGCUGCGGUUGUGGAACAACCUUCAAGAAAAUACAUCCGGGCAAAAUAUAAAUUACGUUGAUUUACUCAAUUCAACCGUGACGGAUGCUUGCUUUAUUGUAAAGAGUGAUCGAAUUGAGGAGUUACUUUGCAUGCAGUCAGCAGCUGUAACCGUUGCCUAUAAACAUACGACAGGUAGGAAAAGGGGACUGCUAAAAGACAAGGUAUAUAAACUUAGUAUCAAGAGAGGUGAAAUAGAGUCAAUUGAGCAAAUUAAAUCUGAAAUAAGUAAACGCAAAGAUGAGCUGGAAGUCUACAAAAAGAAAUGUAGUGAUUUGGAAGAAGAGAUUAAGUAA
Paramuricea clavata is the source of this 477-nucleotide messenger RNA. The record is from the annotation of a GenBank genome assembly. Lineage: Eukaryota; Metazoa; Cnidaria; Anthozoa; Malacalcyonacea; Plexauridae.